AUCAACCUUUCGAGGUAACUUGCUGAGUUAAGUCUUACUACCGUAGCAAAUCCAAAACUACUUGAAAUCCAAAAUGGAUCGUUGGGUCGACAAAGUUGCUCUAGUCACCGGUGCUAGCUCUGGAAUUGGCAAAGCCAUCGUCGAGGAAUUAGUCCGCAAGGGAAUGAGAGUCGUCGCCAUGGCUCGUCGCAUUGACAAAAUCAAGGCGUAUGCCGAGGAGUUAAAGCACCACCCAGGAAAGCUCCACCCGCUGCAGUGCGACCUGACCAAGAAGGAUCAGGUGAUGCAGACAAUGCAAUGGAUAGAGAAGAACAUGGGACAUAUCGACGUCUUGGUGAACAACGCCGGGAUUGACACUCACACCUCUUUUCUGAACGGGACAAUGGAAGACUGGGAGAAGACAUUCCAAGUAAACAUCCUGGGGUUAGUAGCAAUGACAACCGAAUUCCUAAUGAUGAAGAAGAAGCAAGGCUUGAUGGACCGCGGUCACAUCUUCAACAUCAACGACUUCCGAUGCUUCACCCGCCACACCACCAUGGAGAACAGGAUGUCUGCUCCGUAUAUGGCUACCAAAUGGGCUAUGCGUGGAAUCACGGACAUACUUCGUACGGAACUCAAGGAACUCGAAUCAAAGAUCAAAGUUACCAAUAUUUGUCCGGGCAUGGUCCACACCGAAAUGACAGUGAAGGACAUAAAGGAACACGGUUACGCUGCUCUGGAACCCUGUGACGUCGCGGACUCCAUCAUCGUCGCAUUGUGUACUCGUGACACCGUCCUUAUCCGAGACAUGAUCGUAUGUCCUUCUCGCGAUCUCUACUAGAGAGCCAAGAGGACCUCAAUAUCGCAGAUCGCUGACCGGUCUUUGUAUACUCACUUCCAAAUUUUCAAAUAUGUCGCUCGCUGUAAUUGUAUGUUUUCGCAAUUGAUAUAAUAAAUUGAAGUCUUCGGAUCUGAGC
Molecule: messenger RNA, 956 nt
Organism: Diprion similis
Lineage: Eukaryota; Metazoa; Arthropoda; Insecta; Hymenoptera; Diprionidae
Product: farnesol dehydrogenase-like
Exons: 3
Coding region: 74-820 (248 amino acids)
Source: RefSeq, a predicted model, not a curated record